AUGCUGCUGCUUGCAGAGUUUCCAGGACUGCGGGCUCCGCCCCUCCCCCAAGUCCUGGCUGGGUCCAAAGGCGGUGGAGGCGCCACCCAGGGGACGGGGGUGGGUCGCGGGCCCCGCCCCGCGCAGCCUUGUGUGCACUGCCGCGGUAGUUCCAAUGCCCGCGCCACCUCUGUGAGCGUUGCUACCCCGAGGUGCAAGACAGGGUCCUUGCGUUCCGGAAAGGGCUCGGGCAGAAAAGAGAAGUCCAGUUCCGCUGCACCGGGCAGCACACAGCAGACAGAACACACACACGAUCCCGAGUCCUCCUCGCAGCCCAGCCCUUCAGAGUCGUUGAACUACAAAGCGAUUCCAAGCCACUCCGAGUUGUUCGCAGCCUCGGUGGGCAAUGUAGACUGGCUUCGGUUCUGCCUGAAUCGGGAGCGCAAGGAGAUCACAGUCGACGACAAGGGCUUCACAGCCAUCCACUUCGCAGCGCAGAGAAGCAAGCUUUCCUGCCUUCAGGUCUUGAUAGAAGAGUACAAGUUCCCUGUGGAUUUGCCUACCAACAACGGCCAGACGCCCCUGCACCUAGUCAUCCAUAAAGACAACAAGUCGGACAUCCUCCCCUGCAUUGACUACCUGCUUAAGAAAGGGGCAGCCAUCAACUCUAAGACAUGCCAUGGCUCUACCCCCUUGCACCUGGCUGCCCGCAAUGGCCUGCUGGGAUGUAUGAAGGUCCUGGUGCAGAAUGGGGCCAAUGUGCACGCCCAAGAUGCCAUGGGCUGCAAGCCCUUCGACUACUGCAAACUCUGGAACCACCGCAGCUGUGCCCGGUUCUUGAAGGAUGCCAUGUGGAAACAGAACAAGAAGGACUUUGCCCGAGAAAUGGGGAAACUGAAGACCCUGAAGAGGAAGCUGACCGUUUUGGAGCGCCGCUACCUGACUGAGUAUCAAAAAGAACAACAAAUUCUGAGAGAGGCCCAUUUCAGAACAUGGCUCCAAGGCAAGCUGCAGAGCCGGCCCCAGAGCUCCGCUGGACCCAAACAAGAGGCCAGUGUCCAACCUUGGUCAUUGGCCCUCUCCCAGACUCUAAGAUCCCAGUUUAUCAAAAGCUUCCCGACUUUUCCUUCCGUGGAGGCUCAACUGCAAAGCUUGCCCUCACCUGUGGUGACACCCAAGCCCAUCUACAAGCAGCAGAGCACCAUCAGUCGGCCCAAGUUGUGGAAUCUUAGCAAUAACCCCGUCAGCUCCCCCAUCACAAAGAUCGACUGUCCUCAGGGUAUACGCCUGGGCGUGCACCCAGACCCCUGCAAGGAGCAUGACUUCUGUAGAUUCGUGGAGGUGACUCGGAAUUCCCUGGGAGGUGCAUGCCUGUACACAGUGGACAACCACUCAGUGACACCUGUACCCCGGCUGCCUUUUGAGGUGAUGGUCCGGGUGCUGUACCCCAAGGCUCAACCCUACAGGAUGAAAGUGCCCCAGGGCUUAUAUCCACUUGACAUCCUCAAAGUGCCCCAGAAACGGCAUUUGGGAGAUACCUGUAGCAAUGCAUUGGCUAUGAGCCUGCGUGAGACCUUUGAUGAACCCUUCCUGGCUACCCUGAAAGCUUGCCCGGCUGGAGGGGCCCCGCCCUCCAAGGGAGUUCUCACAUAAAGUUGUUUUGGAACCCUC
Messenger RNA from Peromyscus maniculatus bairdii (prairie deer mouse), 1650 nucleotides. NCBI's taxonomy places the organism in Eukaryota, Metazoa, Chordata, Mammalia, Rodentia, Cricetidae. The record is from RefSeq and is a predicted model, not a curated record.